Phytophthora nicotianae INRA-310 is the source of this 1155-nucleotide messenger RNA. RefSeq lists its product as hypothetical. The transcript has 2 exons. The record is from RefSeq and is a predicted model, not a curated record. Gene Ontology annotation, molecular function: DNA binding; DNA-directed RNA polymerase activity; ribonucleoside binding. NCBI's taxonomy places the organism in Eukaryota, Oomycota, Peronosporomycetes, Peronosporales, Peronosporaceae. The coding region runs from base 1 to 1155 and encodes 384 amino acids. Gene Ontology annotation, biological process: DNA-templated transcription. Gene Ontology annotation, cellular component: RNA polymerase II, core complex.
AUGAUCCACCGAAUGCUGCUGGUUCAUCUCGGGUACUCGACUCUACCGACCGAGACUCCUACAAGAACAAGCGCAUCAACGAUGCCGAAACUCAAACGGCAGUUCAUGAAGAAGUUCAAGAACUCCAGCUUCAUGGACGUCAAUUUGCACGCGCUUUUUAAGAGCGCCAUCAAGGCGGAAGACUUUGAGAAGGCGUUGAUGAAUGCGAUCGUUAGUGGAGACAAGACGCUUACCGUCAACAAGAUGACAUUCAAGAACCGCCUCUCCUCGCAGCAGCUUCACCACAAGAACAAGCUCAAUGUGCUCACGACGUUCCGCAGCAUUGACACACUCAACAAGGGCAACAGCGCGAAGUCUUCUGAGCGAGCUAUUACGCUUCGGCAGGUGCACCCAACCGGAACAGGGUAUAUGUGCGGCAUUACGUCCGCGGAUACAGGAAUUAAGGUUGGCAUGAGCAAGCAACUGAGCGUCAGCGCUGAUAUUACGUCGGCCUCAUCGUCGGAGGUGCUCAAGCACAUCGUGUUGGAGGACAAGCAGCUCAUCAAGACUGAGGCGAUUCUUCAGGACAUGACGCUGGUUAACAAACACAACCUUCACAAGGUUUUCGUCAACGGAGACUGGCUGGGAUGCGUCCAUGACUUCGCACUGUUCUUGACGAUCUAUCGCAAGAAGCGGCGCAGCGGGGAGAUCCAUCUCUACACAACGGUGUCGCAUAACAUCGCAGCCAACGAGAUUCACAUGUGGGUGGACUCGGGCCGUCUCGUUCGCCCGCUACUCGUGGUCAGCAACAACAUGGCCAAGAAGGGCUACACCCACGACACGUUUAGGCAGUGGAUCUCUCUCACCAACGACCACAUCGCACAGCUUCAAGCGAGGAAGAUCGACAUUGACGAUCUCGCUCGGCAAGGAAUUGUUGAGUACAUCUCUCCGGAAGAGCACGAGAACACCUACAUCGCUUUUGAGCACGAUCGUUUCAAGCAGCACAUCACCGACCCCCUCCAUCGCUUUUAUUUUUUACGUCAAUCGGGCAGCUAUCGAAGCAAUCCAAUACGCAUCAUGGGCAACUCGAAGCGGCUCGCCACACACUGCUCCUGGUGGCCAUGCUAUUUCAGCAUUCAUAAAUGGUGGAUACGUAUCAACACCAUCCCUUCCUGA